This is a messenger RNA of Amblyraja radiata (thorny skate), 582 nucleotides long. RefSeq names its product ribonuclease H2, subunit C (gene rnaseh2c). Gene Ontology annotation, biological process: RNA catabolic process. The record is from RefSeq and is a predicted model, not a curated record. Gene Ontology annotation, cellular component: ribonuclease H2 complex. The transcript is spliced from 4 exons. The coding region runs from base 35 to 451 and encodes 138 amino acids. NCBI's taxonomy places the organism in Eukaryota, Metazoa, Chordata, Chondrichthyes, Rajiformes, Rajidae.
AUCUCCCUGUGUUAUUUAUUUCCCAGAGUGAGAGAUGGCGGGCGGUGGGAGUGCUCCGGUGAUCCGGGUGGACGUGCGGGCUCUCAGGGAGCUUCCGAGGGACCGGGUCCACCUGCUCCCCGUCUCUAUCGAGUCCGACGGCCAGGCCAGCGUGGACCAGUACUUCACACCGGCCAUCCAUGACUGCGGGGGAGAGAUGGAAGUGUCGUUCCGUGGCAGGGCGCUGCGAGGUCGCGAGCUUCCUGUACCUGAUGGGUUUGUCGGGCUGGUUUUGAAGGAGGACCAGAGGCCAUGUUCGGACGGGGAGGAGCGAGCGUUGCGAGUGAAAUCUGCCUUCGACUCACUCACCUACUGGAACCUGGAGAGCAGGCCCACCAUGGAUGACCGGGUAGCCAUGGCGAUGGGCUGGCCCCUCCUCGCCCAGGCCAUUCACGCUGCUGUGGGAGAAUAACGAGGCACUCUGCUCCCGACCACCGCGACAGACAACAGGCAGCUCCUCCUCUUCCUCUGUCUACCCACCCACCCUCCAGCGAUGUUGGUGCCCCUCGUCAAACAGAAAUAAACUGCUUUUAAACUUCUGAA